This is a messenger RNA of Mesoplodon densirostris (Blainville's beaked whale), 2563 nucleotides long. Its product is annotated as U3 small nucleolar RNA-associated protein 25 homolog. Gene Ontology annotation, cellular component: nucleolus; small-subunit processome. Gene Ontology annotation, molecular function: rRNA binding; U3 snoRNA binding. The transcript has 13 exons. Gene Ontology annotation, biological process: maturation of SSU-rRNA from tricistronic rRNA transcript (SSU-rRNA, 5.8S rRNA, LSU-rRNA). The record is from RefSeq and is a predicted model, not a curated record. NCBI's taxonomy places the organism in Eukaryota, Metazoa, Chordata, Mammalia, Artiodactyla, Ziphiidae.
CUGCUUUAUGGCACCCUGCUUCCGCCGUAAAGCGCCGUUGGCAAUCCCGCGUGAGUGGGUUGACGAGACUACUUCCAGGUGAAAAACGCGAUUCUUGGAGUUUGACUGACUUGACGUCUUCCCCAUGGGCAAACGCGGGAGCCGGAGCCGGAGCCAGAGCCAGCUGCUCAACUCCCUAACUAAAAAGCAGAAGAAGCAUCUAAGGGAUUUCGGCGAGGAGCAUCCCUUCUAUGACAGGGUUUCCAGAAAGGAAGCAAAACCACAGACUUGUCAACUGUCAGAGAGUUUAGAUACUUCAAGUUCUGAAAGUGAAGCAGAGAGUGAACCAGAACAAGUUUCUGGUUACAACAGACUACUUGCCACGUUAAAGGAUGUUUCCAAGGAAGAUGAGGAGGAGGACGAGGAAGAAGACAGUGUUAUAGAUGCGACAGAAAUGAAUCUUGAAGAUGGCGAUAGUGACGACAUUGUGGAGGAAGAGAUGGCAGUAGAGUCUACUGACAUGCAGAAGAAUGCGGCCUUACCUGCUGACCCUAAGGGAAAAGAUGGGCAUGGGCCACCUGGCACAUCAGAGGAAUCCCCAGAGGAGUUUACAGAUGCAAAACAUGAGUCACUCUUCAGCCUAGAAACCAAAUUUCUCGAAGAGGAAAGAGGAGGCAACUGUUCUCUGAAAGCAUCACAAGAUCCAUUUGCACAACAUGUAAACAAAGAACUGAAAGAAAAAGAAAUCCAGGCUGUUGCCACAAAUCCCAAAACUACCCACCAGCUAAAAUGGCCCAUCCUGGGCCAGCUUGUCUUUUCAUCCAGGUUUCAACAGUUGGAAACCUUUAAACCCACAAAGGACAUUGACUUAAAGUCACUUCAUCUCCAGAAGCCUCUGGAAUCCACCUGGAUCAAGACCAACAGCCAGUUCCUCUCUGGUCCCCCAAAUUCAAGUAGCCCCUUCACACCCCUCCAGAAAGAGCUCUUCUUAAUUAUGAAUUCUUACCGGGACCUGUUCUACCCAGAAAGGACUGCCCUGAAGAAAGGGGAAGAGAUCCGCCAUGUGUACUGCCUGCAUGUGAUAAAUCACGUUCUCAAAGCCAAUGCCCAGGGGCUUGCCAACAACAGCAGAUGCCGAAGCCAGAAACUUGGGUUGGGUGAUGAUGAUGACUUCAGGGACCAAGGGCUAACGAGGCCCAAGGUGCUGAUAGUGGUGCCAUUCCGGGAAGCUGCUUUGCGGGUGGUACAGCUCUUCAUCAGUCUUCUUGAGGGCGACAGCAAGAAGAAAAUAAUUGUAAGCAACAAAAAGAGGUUUAAUGGAGAGUAUGGCUCAGAUCCCAAGGAGAGACCACCCAACCUGAAGAAGCCUGAGGAUUAUGAAGCUGUAUUUGUCGGCAACAUCGAUGAUCACUUCAGGACUGGAGUGGCAAUACUGCAGAGAAGCAUCCGACUUUAUGCCCCCUUCUAUUCGUCAGACAUCCUCAUUGCCUCCCCUCUGGGCUUGAGGACCAUCAUUGGUGGAGAAGGAGAGAAGAAGAGAGAUUUUGACUUUCUGUCUUCUAUUGAGCUUCUCAUCAUUGAUCAAGCUGACAUUUACCUGAUGCAGAACUGGGAGCAUGUCUUGCAUGUGAUGAACCACAUGAACCUACUGCCCUUGGACUCACAUGGGGUGGACUUUUCUCGAGUGCGCAUGUGGAACCUCAAUAAUCGGUCCAAGUACUAUCGUCAGACGCUGCUGUUUGGGGCCCUGCAGGAUGCCCAGAUCAACUCUGUGUUCAACAAGUACUGCGUCAAUGUGCAAGGCCAGGUGGCUGUGAGGAACGUCCCGAUGACAGGCUGCAUCAGUCAUGUCCUGGUGCAGCUCCCACAUGUCUUCCAGAGGAUGGAACCUGAAAACCUAGCUUCAGUGAUUGAUGCCAUUCAGGGGACCCAUGGUAGCAGAAUGGUGCUUAACACAUGGUUUAACUUUUUCGUCAACAAGAUUGUGCCUCAGUAUCGUGAUGCAGUCAUGUCUCACGCGCUUAUCUAUGUCCCCUCCUACUUUGACUUUGUGCGUCUCCGAAAUUACUUCAAGAAGGAGGAACUGAACUUCACUCAUAUCUGCGAGUACACCCAGAAGUCUGGUGUCUCCAGGGCCAGACACUUCUUCCUUCAAGGAGAGAAGCAGUUCCUGCUCCUCACAGAGCGCUUCCAUUUCUACAAAAGGUAAACCUCUCUUUCUCCUUCUAACACAUACACAAUAAAAGGCAUCAGGAACCUGAUUUUCUGUGAACUGCCAACAUAUCCCCACUUCUACAGUGAAGUCUGUAACAUGCUGCAAGCCACCACCAGAGGAGAGGAAGCUGCCUGGGCCUGCACUGUCCUCUACUCCAAGUACGAUGCCCAGAGGCUGUCUGCUGUGGUUGGGGUGGAGCGGGCUGCACAGAUGCUGCAGUCCAAGAAGAACGUCCACCUCUUCAUUACUGGAGAGAGAUGAGAAUUGGUUGGACAGGAAAUGGUGUUUGGUGUGAUAUGUCAUGCUUGAUUCUGUGUCUCUUGGACCUGAUUCUGAUCACUUACACAAAGAAGGGCUGCAACAAGGAAG